AGAUUUGUUAACGUGGUAAAAUGUAUUGGUUUAAUCAUUUUAGUUCUCAUUUUGGUAAGUUGUAUUUGGUCAAUAGCACAUGAACACAAAGGAAGACACACAAAAAGUGAGCUUGAGCACAUUAAGAAAGCGAAAAGAUGCUUUGAAUCAAUAGAGAGUGGUCAAACGAUGUAUUCUCUUGAGGAUAUAAUGAAAUCACCACCAAAGCAUGCUAGAACUAUUUUCUUUCAUCAUACAACGUGUGCGCGAGAUAAGAAUGGUACUGUCACAUUUACGGCAAGACAAGCCUGUUCAAUCGAGUCAGCUGCAAAGUUGAAUAUAAAUCAAGACGUUUUCGUUUUAUUCGCUGCACAAGUUGGGAGUUUAUCUAACAACCCAACAUCGCCUAUAUUCAAAGCAUUAACAUCAUAUCCAAACAUUUAUCUUCGAUCUGUGAAUUGGUAUAAUUAUGCGAUUCAUACACCAGCGCAAGAAUGGGUGAAAAGAGACAUAAUACUCACGUCACCAUACUAUGUUGCACAUCUAUCAGAUUUCAUUCGGCUUGUAACACUUUACAAAUAUGGGGGCAUACACUUUGAUUUGGAUUUUAUCAUACAAAAAUCAUUGGAUGAUAUGCCGGCAAACUUUGCAGGUGCUGAACAAAGUGAUGUAAUCAGCAACGCUGUUUUCGGGAUCGAAUCGAACUAUAUUGGCCAUAAAAUUAUUGAAAUGAUCCUGAGGGAGCAUACACAAUAUUAUAAACCACGUGAACUAUUGCCUCAUGGAUCUGGUUCUAUUACGCGAGUGAUGCAAAAGAUAUGCCAUCGCAAGAAGACUCUCGAAAUGAUGCCUGAAUUUUGCUGGGGAUUCAAAGUAUUUCCUGAACGAACAUUCUUUCCGAUUCCGCGUUGGUCUUGGCGCCAAUACUUCGACACAAACGCAACAGCUUUGAAUGAAACACUGCAUCAAAUCAAGGAAUCUGUCGCUGUACAUUUUUGGAAUAGUUUUUCACAGUAUCGCAACGUUAUGAAAUCUGAGCCGAGGAACGUUUAUCGAUUUUUAGCUGAACAAUUUUGCCCAAAAGUCUUUCAAGCAUCGGGUCCUUAUUUUUGAAAUAUCAAUAUUAGUCGAAUCGACUGAGUCGAUAUAGAACGCGAAUACAAACACAGACUGUUCGCCGUGAGUAAACAUUCGCAGAUGUGCCUAUUUAUCAGUAUGGCCUAAAUUCAAAUGACACUCGACAUUUUUAAGUGCAUUGUCCUAUA
This is a messenger RNA of Sitodiplosis mosellana (orange wheat blossom midge), 1244 nucleotides long. RefSeq names its product lactosylceramide 4-alpha-galactosyltransferase-like. NCBI's taxonomy places the organism in Eukaryota, Metazoa, Arthropoda, Insecta, Diptera, Cecidomyiidae. The record is from RefSeq and is a predicted model, not a curated record. Gene Ontology annotation, biological process: glycosphingolipid biosynthetic process. The transcript has 3 exons. Gene Ontology annotation, molecular function: alpha-1,4-N-acetylgalactosaminyltransferase activity. Bases 169 to 1092 code for a protein of 307 amino acids.